Molecule: messenger RNA, 2662 nt
Organism: Notolabrus celidotus (New Zealand spotty)
Lineage: Eukaryota; Metazoa; Chordata; Actinopteri; Labriformes; Labridae
Product: monocarboxylate transporter 7-like
Exons: 6
Coding region: 228-1985 (585 amino acids)
Biological process (GO): transmembrane transport; monocarboxylic acid transport
Molecular function (GO): monocarboxylic acid transmembrane transporter activity
Source: RefSeq, a predicted model, not a curated record
CUGGCUGGAUCCAGAUCUGUUUAACCCUUCACAACCCCACCCCCUCCAUGCCCCCGGGACUCAUGAAUGCGAGCCUCUAUGAGACAGGGCAUGGUAGUAUGUGUCUUUGCGUGUGAGCGUCUGGACGAGUCCGUGAUCAGUUUCAGGACCUCCACGAGCGGGAGUAUGUUUGUAAAGUUCAGGGCGAGCGGGGAGAGCGUCUGAUCGGCCAACUAGCGACACAGGCCAUGGCACUAUUUCGAGUGAAAAGAAAAGGGCUGCGUUGCUUGGGGCCCAAUGUGUACCCAGAGGCCCCUGAUGGAGGCUGGGGGUGGGUGGUUGCCUUCGCCUUCUUCAUGGUGGGAGUUUUCACCUAUGGCACCAUCAAAAUCUUUGGCAUCUUUCUCCAGAAGCUGAUGGAGGAGUUUGAAGAGAGCAACAGUCGGGUCUCUUGGAUUGUUUCAAUCUGUGUGUUUGUCAUGACCUUCAAUGCUCCCCUCUCUACUGUGAUGACUAACCGCUUUGGGUUCCAGCUUGUUGUUAUGUUGGGAGGAUUCCUUAUUUCUCUUGGUACUAUUGCCACCAGCUUUACCUCCUCCAUCACCCAAAUGUACAUCACCUAUGGAGUAGUUGCAGGUAUUGGCUACUGUCUGACCUUCCUGCCAACUGUGACUAUCCUUUCCCAGUACUUUAACCGCAGACGGUCUCUGGUCACAGCUGUGGCUUCCACUGGAGAGGCCCUGGCAAUUUUUGUCCUGGCACCAGCCUUUUCAGCACUGAGGGACCAUGUUGGCUGGCGAAAAACCAUGGUAGUGAUGGGAGGCCUUCAGGGAACCAUCAUCAUCUUUGGUGCUCUUCUCCGGCCAAUUGUUAUCAAACCCAGAGAGGACCUUAAAGCAGAGACCGACACAUCAUCCCAAAAGGAACUGGAAGCCCUCAGUACUCAGGAGAAUGUAGAGGGCACAAACCCAGAGAACAAUACCUCACAUGAACAAACUACCUCCAAAAGUCAGGACAAUGACCUCAUCAGAGGCUCUGUGAGCACCGGGGACUCUAGUGUCCAGCCUCUAAAGGAUGCAGAACACAGCAGUCCAGAGGAGAAGAGUUUACUGGCCAAAGAAGACGCAUCAGUGGAAAACAACUGCCAUGAUGCAGAGAAACAGUUGGUAAAUGAUGAAAAGAAACCGGGUGAUCAAAAGGUAUCUUUAAAGAAGACAAAACUUCUGGAUUUUUCAGUCCUCAGAGAGUGCAGCUUUAUUUUCUAUUCUCUGUUUGGACUGUUUGUCACGCUUGGCUUCUUUGCCCCUCAACUCUACAUCAUUGAGCUGAGUGUGACUCGAGGCGUGGAGCGGGACCGUGCCACCUACAUGCUCUCUACCAUGGCCGUGGCUGAAAUCUUUGGCCGAUUAAGCAUCGGAUGGAUCCUGACACGGGAGCGUCUCAGGGCGCAUAAGCUAUAUGUACUUCUGGUGUGUGUCAUUUUAUUGACUGCUGAUCUGGUUGGAUUUACCUUGGUUAAAGAGUACUAUGGCCUGGCUGUGUGCUGUGCAAUUUAUGGGUUCUUUUUGGGAACUCUAACAAGCACACACAUCCCCAUGCUGGCUGAGGAUGAUGUGGUGGGCAUAGAGAGGAUGUCUUCGGCUGCUGGUGUUUAUGUAUUCAUUCAAAGCUUUGCUGGGCUGGCUGGACCCCCUCUCGGAGGUAUGCUGGUGGACAUGACUCAGAACUAUGGAUCAGCCUUCUACUCCUGUGCAGCUGGCAUGGGAAUCGGCGCCCUGUUUCUGGGUUUGGUAAAACCUGCUAAGAAAGGAUUACUAUGUAGAAGGUACUCAAAAUGCCCUGAAGACAAACAUGAAGGAAACAAGGAAUCGGAGGAGCAGGAUGCAGCACAAACAUCAGACAGAAGACCUGACAGUUUAGAGGAUUGCACUGAAGUAGACAAGAUCUCGAUCCACCAACAAGAAGGGGCCACAAAAGAUGACCCGAAGGUUAUAAGCUUUGCUUGAGCAUAUCACACAGUAUAAGGGUCAAAAUGUAUUUAAACACUACUACUGGAAAGUAGUAGUAUGGCAUUAAUUCCCUUAAAAGAAAGACCAACAUUAAGUGUUUCUAAUAUGCAUUGAGAGAAACCAUGAGAAGUUAUAGGUCACAAUAUGUUGAAGAAAUUGUGCCUUACAUAUCUAACGUACCAAACAGUCCGUCAAGAGUCAGUGUUAUAAAAUUAAUACAUUCGAAGCUUUAAUUGAGAACAUUCUUUACUCUAGUCUUGUUUGUAGGAGCAGUAGUGAGAUGUUGGGGGGUGAAUAUGGAUAUGUUCUUUAUUGACCACAAGUGAUCCACUGUCAACAGAGCUGCUUUGGUUUUAGCUAUUCCAGAAUAUAACACUGACACUUGAUCAACUAAUUACCUUCUGGGCAUCAAUACUGUAAUGAUCAGCAGAAACUAUGAUGCAAAUGUAGCCGCAAGAACUACAAAUCACACAAAUGAUGUAACACAUGUUACAGAAAUUAGAAGCUCAGGUGAUCACACGUGAUUGAAAGUAUAUUUUUUUCAUGAAGCUUUUGUUAUACAGACAGUGCAUUAUUCUUUGUUAUCAGAUGUCAGACUCAAACUAUUUUUGUAAUAAAAAUAUUCAAUCACAAUUAAAAGAGUGACAUGAACCUUUAAAAGAGUGCCAUGCGUU